CGUCUUUUAAUCCCAAAAAGAAAUUCACAAUUUAAGAUCAAAAUUUUCUCUUCUGCUCAAAUUCAACGCGUUGGAAUUUUAUCGAAUCAAAAGAUUUCGUAAAAUUGUACGAAUUAGUAUUAUCUGAGAUGAAAAAUUAGCUGGAAGUUGAACUCUGUUGAAGGUUUUUCGUUCAAUUGUUCGUUUGAAUUGGGUUUUCAAACUCUGCAGGGAACAUUCUAUUAGAGACAGUGGACAGGAUUAAUAUUCCGCGCAAGCUACCUUAAAAUGACUGACAAAGCGUGUUUAAAGCGCCUCCAAAAGGAAUAUAGAGCUCUAUGUAAAGAACCUGUCUCCAAUGUGGUGGCACGCCCUCUGCCAAAUGACAUCCUUGACUGGCAUUAUGUUUUGGAGGGAAGUCAAGGAACACCCUUUGCAGGGGGAUAUUAUUAUGGAAAAAUAAAGUUUCCACCAGAUUACCCAUUUAAACCUCCAUCAAUCACUAUGACUACUCCAAAUGGACGCUUUAUGACACAAAAGAAGUUAUGCCUGUCCAUGAGUGAUUAUCAUCCUGAGAGUUGGAACCCCAUGUGGUCUGUCUCAAGCAUACUGAAUGGGCUCCUUUCAUUCAUGAUGGACAAUAGCCCUACCACUGGCAGUGUCUCAAGUACAGAAGAAGAGAAAAAGAGGCUGGCAAGUGCUUCUCUGGCUUUCAAUUGUAAAAACCCUACUUUUAGGAAACUAUUCCCAGAGUACGUAGAGAAAUAUGAACAACAGUUAGCAACCGAGCAAUCUGCAGAUCAAGCAGCACAAGAAUCCGUGAGGGAUGAAAACUCCCGUCCGACAUUAAAGAAACGUGGAUCCAAGGUGGACCCGAAUAACGUAGACAUCCCAAAUGAGGUGAAUAACCAGCAGAAACGUCAGUCUUUCCCUACCUGGCUGUCAUUGAUGCUCGUUUGCAUUUUUGCUGCCGUGAUGGCCCUGCCCCUGCUUCAACUUUGAUGAUAUAUGUGACCCAUCUUGAAAAGGGAUGUUUUGAGUGUGAUUUAGGUGUUAUAUUAGCAUCUCUAAUGAUGUCGCAAUCUAUGAAAUUACUCGAUAUCUUAUAAGUCUUAAUGUACCAAAACGGGACCUGUACAGUGGUCGUGCAAAUGAAGGAAAUAUGAUUUGGUGCUGA
This is a messenger RNA of Salvia miltiorrhiza (redroot sage), 1156 nucleotides long. RefSeq names its product ubiquitin-conjugating enzyme E2 34-like. The transcript has 10 exons. Lineage: Eukaryota; Viridiplantae; Streptophyta; Magnoliopsida; Lamiales; Lamiaceae. The record is from RefSeq and is a predicted model, not a curated record. The coding region runs from base 268 to 981 and encodes 237 amino acids.